Messenger RNA from Pseudophryne corroboree (corroboree frog), 4947 nucleotides. RefSeq names its product KIAA1210 ortholog. Lineage: Eukaryota; Metazoa; Chordata; Amphibia; Anura; Myobatrachidae. The coding region runs from base 161 to 2815 and encodes 884 amino acids. The record is from RefSeq and is a predicted model, not a curated record. The transcript has 12 exons.
GCCCGAUUAGCUGGGACUGGUGUUUCCCGACAUGCUGGGUGCUGUAUGUGUGGGCAUUUAACAGAAUUGGAUCGUGAGGACUUGUACUGUAGAUUAUAGCCAGAGCACAGGACGCCACAGGGAAGGCAAUGCCAUAAGUGGAUUGUAGCACAGCCAGACAAUGUCUGCAUUGUAUAGUUGCCUGAAAGGUAAAAAUGACACGAUUAUGGCUGCAAACCAACCGGAAGGGACGCGGUCUAUAGAAACUAAAGAGGCUCCUGAAGACGUUUCAGGAAAAAAGAAAUCUAAAUUCCAGGCAUUCAAAAAAUUGUUUGUCAAAAAGAAAAGAAAGGAAUCCCCAGCUCCAAGCACAGAGAGCAACUUAAAACCCAGCCAGUCCAGCAGUGAUGUCAGUGCAUCUGGGGCCAACACAACUGCCUUCCAUCCCGCUGAUGAACCUGUGGCCCGAUCAAAUAUGGGAAACAAGGCGGUGUCCCAUGACAGCGUGUUUGUUUCUGAGAUGGAGAACUCCAGCAAGGAGGAUAUUUCACAAGAAAACACCCCUGGGAAAGUGAAAGUCUUGCAGCUCCAGCUCCAGCAGAACAUCCGUAUAGGCUCUCCACCGCAGGCUAUUGUCCCCAAGAAGCUGGAGGAUUCUGGGGCACUUUCAGAAGACGAUGGGUUACCGAGGAGUCCUCCAGAGAUAACCUCAUUGCAUGACAUUCUUGCACAAUCAUCGGGAAAGUCUACAGGCAGUGCAAAGAGACGCAGCUCUUUAAGUUUAGAAGGGACGGACAGCGAAGAUGAACCGGAAUCUUCUGAAUCAUCUUCACACCUUAUAAGUCCAUUGCACACCAAUGUGCAUUUGUGUCCCAUCUCCCCGGCUAGCCACUUUCCUCCAGUAGAUUUUACUUCUCCGGCAACUUUUGUGGCCUUUCUGGAUUAUUCUGCCGCAAAGCACAAGAUUGCCGUUAAGCCAAAGAAACGGAGAAGACCAGCCAUGAAUGUGAAGCCAACAAAGGUUGAGGCACAGCAACUUCCUUCUCCAGAAAAACGAUCUGCAGAGCAUGAAGCACCAAAUGAACAAGUGAUAUGUACAGAAGACAUGGCUGUACAGGAAUCAGAAGUGGACAUAACCGGGUCACUUAGUGCAUCUGAAAUGAACGCCUCAAACUUGAGUACAGAACUUUGCAAUACCACUGUAGAUUCUGAAACCUCUCCUCUUGGGAAACCAAUAGCAUCAGUCCAAAAUGAAUCCAUGUAUAAUGAAGCCGAUGUGAAUUUCCUUGGAAAACAGCUGUCCAUAGGAGAUCUGUCAGACACAGCUGAGAAGGAUACAGAAAGGAAAAAAGAAAGUUCUUUACUUUUAAAGACUUGUGGUUUCCAACCUUGUGAAGCGCAGAAUGAGAUUGCAGCUAUUGAUAAACGUUCUAAAUUCAGUCAUUCCAAAGUAGAAAUUGCUCAUUUAGACCUCAGCCAAGAUUUAGGAUAUGGUGUAUCUGAAAGUUCCAUUACAAAGCAGGAGGGCACAUUAGAAUCUGGAAUGGAUGAAGGUAUUGUGAACGAAGUUACAGAUGAGAAAGCGUUUGCCUGCUUAUCACAUGUCCAGAAUGAUUUGCCAGAAGUAUCUUUACUUGUAAAUGAGACCUCUCAAGGAAAUGUGUUGAAAACAGAACCAGUUACUGCUGUCGCAAAGGAUAAUGAAUAUGAAGAAAUAGGUACAUUUGCUCCAGAAUGUGUUACAGUAUGUGAAAGUGUUCAUGCAGAAAGCCCGGUAACAAUGGAAAUAACAUUAUCAGAAGUAAUUACAGAAGCAUCAGAUCAAUUGGUUGAAAAUGUUGAGGUUGAUGGAUCCAUUGAAAAUGAACCAUCACCAUUUGAGCAGAAAGUAGAGACAUUUGACUACCAAAGGAUUAUCGAGAGCAGCAAGGAUCAGUUUGAUGUUGGUAAAGAAAGUGUGUUGGUUACUCAUACGAAUUACUCUUUCUCCAUACUCCCGGGCGGUGGGGCUCAUGACAGUGAUUUGUCUAAUAAGGAGUCUUCCACAGAUGAUUCCAAAGCAACUAAACCAGCCGAUGCAAACACUAACAGUAAACUUAAAACAGCCAACAAACCAGUAAGGUUUACUGUAGCCCCAGCAUGGCAAAGGGCACUCUCCACUGGAUCUGAUGUCAAAGAUAGUAUAUCCUGCAAGAAUAUGGUAGCUAAUACAGUCAGGUCUGAAUCAUUUGAUGGUACAGAUGAUUCUGUCAUGGACGUUAGUUUUAGGAAAAGUGAAAAGUUAAAUGAAACUGUUAAAAUGAAAAAAGAGGAGCCUUGUAUACCUUUUGGAGUCAGGCUAAGGAGCACUUCGUCUUCUGUAAAAUAUAGUGAUGAACAUCCUGAACAUUUGAUUGCUAAGCAAAGCUCAACUCCUGUGGACACAGGGUCAUUGGCUCCAGAUCGCAGCAUGCAUACUCCUGCCAAGGCUCUACAUAUUCAUUCCGAUGUCCUAAAAAUUGGAAAACCAGCUCCUACCAGUGAAGAUCGAACUCAACUGAGACCAAAAGCAGAAGAACUUUCACCGCGAGAAAAUAAAGAACCUGCGUGGAUUACAGUGGCAAAACUGAAGCAGAAAGGAUUCCAGGGUCAUCCGCUUGCUAGGGAGCAGAGUGUUACGACUGAAAGUGACAAAGCCGAGGGCAUCACAGAAUGUUUUAUGAAAAAGAAUAUCAGUACACAGGAGCUAGAUGUAAAGAAGUCUGAGCCAGCAUGUACUGACAUUCCAGGUCCAAGGACUGCCAACAGAAACACGGGCUCACCCAUAACCUCCACUGUACAGCCGCUAAUGAAAUAAUGGAUGGAGGCCAUCUUGAAGAUGACAUUGAAGGACCUGGUGGAGCUGAGGCAGUAAAGCAUGAUGCAGGAAGUUAUUUUGCGAUUAAAAUUAAAACUAGACACGGUAAAUCUGACCUCCAGGUACCAAAGAGUUCAAGUGGAGAGGAGACCUUUCUGUGUCUGUGCCGCCAUCUGAGAAUUCCCCCAGAAAACAUAAGGCUGGUCUCUAGAGGGAAAUUAAUAACCACAGAGAACAUUACAUAUUUUGUUGCAAAUGGGGCAGUAUUUCAGGCUUUCGGGGAGGAAGCUGAGGAUGAAGCUGGGUUAGAUGUGAGAGACAUUGAGGUGCUGAUGGCACAGUUAUCUGUGGAGAGGAAUGUAGCUGUGAAAGCACUGAGAAGAACUGGGGAUCUGAUAGAUGCUAUUUUAUAUGUUAGUGAUAACCAGUAGGAACUCUGCUUAUCUUGUACAUACUGUAGUGCAUUGUAUGGAGACAGUCAAAAAAUGUCAGGCCUGGAACACAUCGCAACAUUGUGGUCUCCUUCCACUUUUUAUUGUAGUAUUUAUGGGUCUGUGAUCUGUGUGGACAAAAUGAAAAGUCUUUGUACAUUGUAACUAUUUGUGUCCAUCACUAAUUGAUCUGUACAGUAACUUUUAUUUUUUGCCAACUUUAUUGAGAUGAUGUUCAGCAUCCAGCCAUUUACUAUGAUAUAAUCUCUGACCAGACUAAUGAUGCUGUAGGUUCAUGUUGGUCAAAGCAAGAAGCGGACAGACUUUCUUUUACUGCUAUGGUCAUAUAUAGAACUACUGGAAAGCAUAGAAUAUAAACAUUAAACUACAGCUUUAAUUAUGUCUGUAAAAUAGGAAGAGAGCUGUAAGGAUAUAUGUUAUAAAUAAACCAUCACCUUCCACCUUUUCUGAUUUAUUGUAGGUCGUGGUGGUUCAUUUUCAGAGCACUUUGUUUGUUAUCCGGUCUUUAGGUCGACCACUAUCAACAUGCAUUAGGCCGACAUGGCAAAGGUCGACACAUGAAAAGGUCAACAUGAGUUUUCUAAAAAAUAAAUAAAUCAUUUUUAAACUUUUUCUUACUUUACGAUACACGUGGACUACAAUUGGGAAUAGUAACCUGUGCCGAGUGCAGCGGUAGCGUAACGAGGGGACACGAUGCACUAAUUGGGGUUCCUGGUCACUUUACGAUGAAAACGACACAAAACCCCCGAAAAGAAACACUCUUGUCGACCUUUUCCCUGUCGAUCUCAUGACCAUGUUGACCUAUUUUAGGUGCCGACCUCGCUGUCGACCAAUAGUGGUCGACCUAAUGACUGUCGACCUAGUUAGGGUCGACCCAAUGAACCACACCCCUUUGUUUAGCUGUACUGCUGCUUUUGGAGUGUUAAUAUUUAACAUUUAAUUUAAUGGUCAUAUUCUUUAAGAUAUUUUUUAUUAAAUGCUAUUAUUCAUUUACACUUUGGGAGAUACUAUAAUGGGGUAUUUUAUCAAUGGGUCAUUCCAUAUCAAGUGCUCCAGUGCAAAUGACCUUACUAUUUACUUUUAUUUUCACGCAUACUAUGAGUGUCUCAAAUAUACAUAUAUUUUUUUUAAAUCUCCUGUAGUUUUUGAGUUAUGUAGCACAAAUUUUGGCACUUAUGGGCACACAAAAAUCCUAUUUUUUAGGCUAGAUUAAAAUGCUUUCAAAGACGAAAACCAUCAUGUUUAGAAAAUAAAAUGCUGUAAUCUGAUAAACCAGAAGACUAGGUUUAAGGAAGUGAGCAUUUCAGUCACAGACUCCAAAAUAUAAAAACUGAUUUCCAAAAAAACAUGGUUUAAAACAUUAACAAACUUUAUUUAUUCCUUAAUAUUUUAAGAUGGUUCAUACCAAAUGUCAAUGUGGGAGCUCAAUGGGAUCUUAUAUUUUUUGUAAUUUUCGUUUAUAGUUACAUGAAUGAUUCAGAUUUUACUUUGUCAUACAGUCAAGUAUCACAAAAAAUUGUGACAAUUUUUGGUGGCAUUUGCUAUUUUCUUAAUAUUGUAUUUUUUUUUAAUAUAUAAAUUAAUUUCAUUCACUGUCUUCGAAGUCAGCAAUAUUUAAAGAUGCAUGUAAAGAUUUAUUUAUUUUUGGUCAUUAAAAAACAAAACUGGUAAUGUUAUAAA